This is a messenger RNA of Mangifera indica (mango), 2101 nucleotides long. Its product is annotated as dof zinc finger protein DOF5.4-like. The coding region runs from base 876 to 1778 and encodes 300 amino acids. Gene Ontology annotation, molecular function: DNA binding; DNA-binding transcription factor activity. Gene Ontology annotation, biological process: regulation of DNA-templated transcription. The record is from RefSeq and is a predicted model, not a curated record. The transcript has a single exon. Lineage: Eukaryota; Viridiplantae; Streptophyta; Magnoliopsida; Sapindales; Anacardiaceae.
AGAAAGAGAAUAGAAACCAAGACAGAAAUUUUAGUAAGUGGAAUGAGAGAGAAAAGACAAAUAAAAAGUGAAACAAGCUGAGUUCUGACACAGCCCACCACCCCCAUUGACCACCGCCACGCCACCCUUGUUUGGCCACAGCAGCCGCCUCUGUUAUACCUCUUCCACUGUUUCUAUUAGAUCUCUCCAUCUUUAUAUUUUUCUUUGGUCUUCACCACUUAUUACUUAAAUAUUUAUUUUAUUAUGUUGAGGGUUCAUGGGCAGAAGAGAAGAGUGAGAUACAGUGAAAUCUUUCUCGAGUUGGCUCUUUCAUGAUGUAUUUGGUGUUCUGAUCAAGAAACUGAACUGGGGUUCUUUGAUUCUUGUUUCAUGUUUCCUCUGGCUUGCUGUGAGAUGGGACUGAACCUGAACUGAACCUUUUUAUUAUAAUUAACUGUACUGUACUUUUACCGAACCAAAAUCCAUCCCCCCCUGUAACUCUCUAUUAUUUCUGCAUACCAGAUUGAGACCUCUCCUCUGCGGACUUUGCCCACGCCCGACACCCGUACACCACCACCCUCUUUGAAUUAAUAUCUCUCACUGUAGAUAUUAUCUUGUAUGCAUCUGUGUGUCAUAGGAAGAUAGUAUUUUUCUGAGAAUCUAGAGAGAUUUUGGAGUAUUGGUUGUUAUUUUGGUGCUUUGUGAAAGUUUGCAUAAUUGAGACACCUUCGUUUUGGUUUUGUUGUGGGUUUUUGAGAUCGCAUGCAAACAAUUGCCGUUUGUUUGCAGUUUGUGCAGAUUCUCAACGCACGUUGAGUUUGAGUUCAUUUCUAAACCAAAGCCUGCAUGCUGCAAAUCAAUAGAUAGAGGAAAAUUCAAUCUUGAUUUUACAAAAGAUGCAGCGGCAAGAUAGAGGAGGGAGUGAAGAGAAGAAGCCGGUACAGAAUCAACAAGAUCGGAGACUGAAGGUGAUACAAGGAGAGAAUUCACAACAACUGCAGCAGCAGCAGCCCCAGAAGUGUCCUCGUUGCGAGUCUCUAAAUACAAAGUUUUGUUAUUACAAUAACUACAGCCUCUCUCAGCCUCGUUAUUUCUGCAAGACUUGUAGAAGGUACUGGACUCAAGGUGGAACCCUAAGGAACGUUCCUGUGGGAGGAGGUUGCAGGAAAGGAAAGCGCACAAAAACCUCCUCUUCCGGUGAAAAUUCAAGAUCUUCUCACCCACACCCAUCUCCACCUUCUCAAAAUAUUCUCUCUUCCAGUCCGGUUGUUACAAGAAGGGCUAACGAAUCUAGUAAUAAUUUGGCUACGCCUUCUUCAAUUUCUUCCAUGGGAUCUUACUUUCCAGGUGGUGGGUUCUUGUCUUCUUUAGCAGCAAUUCAACCUUUGAGCCAACCACAAUCUUUUAAUCAGAAUCUGAAUCCAGCUCUAAGUGUUGGUGUUGGUGAUCAUACGGGAGGGUCUUCAAAUUUGGGUAUUUUGCAGGGAUAUGGCGUCCCUUUUGCGCAACCAACACAAUUUUACCAGAUAGGUAAUAGAGAGAAGAGCGUAAAUCCCAUUUAUCAUCCGCCUGAAGAGAGCUUGAUUCACUCUGCAAGACCUCCAAGUUCGUCCCAACAUGAUUGGCAUCAAAGCUUCAUCAACAAUACUAACCCUAAUGCUGCAGAUACGGCUUUGUGGAGUAUCAGCACCAGCAGCAGCCCCCACACUAAUGCCAACAGUAACAAUACUGGCCCUGUUUCUGGUUCUCUGAACCGGAAUCAAUGGCCUGAUCUUCCAGGUUAUGGCUCUCCUCCUUGAUUAAUCUCAGCUUCAUAUAUAAAGUAUCUUGCAGCUCCCUCCAAUCUCCAAAGAAUGGACAGAAGCAUAAAUUCUCUUGAGGAAUUUUUUCCAUUGUUAUACAGAAAAAAACAACCUCAAAUCUCUAUAAAGAUUUCACAUUUGUGUUUGUAUUGAUAUCUAUGGAAGAAGAAAAGCAGCAAUGGCUUUGCUUAUUAUAGAGAUUUUCUGGGUUGAAAAUUAUGAAGAUUAGCUUUGCUGUUUUAGAAAUUCUGAUUAAACUUAAUAAGUUGUAUGUUUUGGUGAACUUUGAUUUUCUUAAUUUAUUUCUGCUUUUUAUUGUA